CGGAUAUUAUCAUUUUACUGAUCAAACUAAACGAGGAUGUGGUUUAACAUCAUCAUUCAUUAUUUACUAUGGAUAUCCUUUACUCUCACCGUAUUGGCACACUUCCCAGAUCAUUUGUCGACUCCACCAAACAAAGUGGACCAAUUCUGCAAUCUGGCGGACACGUGUAUCCACGACACGAUACCUAUUUGCGGAAGAAUGGGCGAGGAUACCAGAACGUUCCUCGAUCUGUGUGAUUUAUUGGAAUUCGCGUGUGAUACUAAUCAAGUUUACGCUCACGUUGACGACAUGGAAGGCUGUCCACAGUUUAAACAUUAAGUAAAGUAAC
This is a messenger RNA of Colias croceus (clouded yellow), 328 nucleotides long. RefSeq lists its product as uncharacterized. Lineage: Eukaryota; Metazoa; Arthropoda; Insecta; Lepidoptera; Pieridae. The coding region runs from base 37 to 318 and encodes 93 amino acids. The record is from RefSeq and is a predicted model, not a curated record. The transcript has 4 exons.